Malassezia pachydermatis is the source of this 609-nucleotide messenger RNA. Its product is annotated as 40s ribosomal protein s9. The record is from RefSeq and is a predicted model, not a curated record. Gene Ontology annotation, cellular component: cytosolic small ribosomal subunit. The coding region runs from base 1 to 609 and encodes 202 amino acids. NCBI's taxonomy places the organism in Eukaryota, Fungi, Basidiomycota, Malasseziomycetes, Malasseziales, Malasseziaceae. The transcript has a single exon. Gene Ontology annotation, molecular function: structural constituent of ribosome; rRNA binding. Gene Ontology annotation, biological process: translation; positive regulation of translational fidelity.
AUGCCGACUGCGACCCACCACUGCAAGGGUGCUCCUCGUAACCACAGCAAGACGUACAAGGUUCCCCGUCGUCCCUUCGAGUCGCCUCGUCUGGACGCUGAGCUGAAGCUUGCCGGCGAGUACGGUCUGAAGAACAAGACCGAGAUCUGGCGCAUUGCUCUUACUCUGUCGAAGAUCCGUCGUGCUGCCCGUGAGCUGCUCAAGCUUGAGGAGCACGACCCGAAGCGUCUCUUCGAGGGUAACGCCAUCAUUCGCCGUCUCAUUCGCAUUGGUGUGCUGGACGAGUCGCGCAUGAAGCUCGAUUACGUGCUGGCUCUGCAGAUUGAGGACUUCUUGGAGCGCCGUCUCCAGACUCAGGUCUACAAGAGCGGUCUGGCCCGCAGCAUUCACCACGCCCGUGUCCUGAUUGCUCAGCGCCACAUCCGCGUCGGCAAGCAGAUCGUCACUUCGCCGUCGUUCAUUGUCCGUCUCGAGUCGCAGAAGCACAUUGACUUUGCCCUGAACUCGCCUUACGCUGGUGCCCGUCCUGGCCGUGUUAAGCGCAAGCGUGCUGCCGCUGCCGCUGCCGCUGAGGGCGGUGAGGAGGAGGCUGCCGACGACGAGGAGUAA